Trichomonas vaginalis G3 is the source of this 1095-nucleotide messenger RNA. RefSeq names its product BAR/IMD domain-like family. The coding region runs from base 1 to 1095 and encodes 364 amino acids. The transcript has a single exon. NCBI's taxonomy places the organism in Eukaryota, Parabasalia, Trichomonadida, Trichomonadidae. The record is from RefSeq and is a predicted model, not a curated record.
AUGACUGAAUAUUUAGAUUACGGCUCUAAUAUCGAUGUCAUCAACGGCUCAAUAAAAGUCUCCAUUGACAUUAUGAAUGAUGUUAUCAAAGCAAUUUCAGAUAUCUGCUCUCAUUUUGCUGGUGUUCAAGACUCUGUUACCAAACUUCUCCAGAAUAUACCAAACUUAAAUAAAUCAAAGAAGUUCAACAUCUUUAAGAAGAACGAAGACGAAAAUAAACAAAAAUUCAAAAAUCCUCUGAAAAAACUAAUUGAAUUAAUUCUACAAUCGCUUUCGGAUAAUAGAUUGAUAUUGGAGAUGCUCUCCAAAAUACAAAACAAUUAUGUCGAAUAUUAUUCCUCAAUUAAAAAUAAAUUCGAAGCAGACGGAAAAGAAAUCGAAGACACAUAUAAGCAAUACAAUUUCUUAUAUGUGUCAGUUGCAAAUACGUGCAAUUCAAUGCAAGAAUCCUAUUUGAAAUUAUGCGAACAAAUAGAGGAGCUACAUUCAAGAAUGGGAGAUAACUCAACACCAGAACUCAAAGAACAGUAUUCCAAUCUUAAGGAAGAAUUCGCAAAACUUCAACAUUCUUUAUCAGAAAUUACGAUAACUUUGAACGAAGAAACACAACGCUACAACAUAGAAAUGGAGUAUCUUCUAUCUAAAUGGGAACAGGUACAUAUUGAAAAAGAAACCCAAAUCCAACAGUAUAUUUUGAAAUUAUUCAAACAAAUUGAAACAAUUCCAGUACAGUUAACUACCAUGGCUAAUGAAAUGCAGUUAGUAAUUGAAGAGUUUCAAGACAACCUCGAUAAGGACUAUCUUUCAACUUUUAUUUCUAAUUUAGAAGAAGUUGAAUUGCCAAAGGUAUUUUUCACUCCACAUAUGUUCGAAUUUAGUGUUUCUGACUAUACUGAUUACGAUAGGCUAUAUGAUACUGGUUUCUAUGAUAAAGUUGUGAAAUUACUCAAUGAUUACCAGGAUGCUAUACUUUUAAAGACUGGCGAUGACUGUAUUGUACAUUGUGUUAAUGAUAAUACAACAGUCAUUACUCAUAAGCCAAGCCAUCGAUUAUUUGAGAUUCCAACCAAUUAUUUGGAUAUCCCCAAGCCUUGA